UCACGAUAUCAUCCACUCCGACUCCGGCUGCUAACUUCGGAGUGCUUCACGCUGGAAAGACGUCCUUACUCCGACCAUCAGGCUCCACAACGGUACAUAAGGCCGACGAAACGCAUCAUGUCGAGCCCCGCACACUCUUACGCAGCCUCCCCCCUCAUCUACAACCACCCACCAUGACAGACACUGGCUCUACGGACCAUGUUCGAGCAACCUUACCAACGCCGGUUUCUACGGCAUCAUUCUGGCACAGCGAGCCAUCCGAGUUCCUUUUUGGACACAGAACAACCGACGAUCUACCAGCGGCAGCAGACAUUGUCAUCGUAGGAAGCGGCAUAACAGGAGCAUCCAUCGCCCGAUUCCUUGCAGAAGAUGAACGGGCAAAGGGCAAGAGCAUUGUCAUGCUGGAGGCGAGAGAGGCAUGCUGGGGGGCUACGGGAAGGAAUGGAGGCCACUGCCAGCCACUCCUCUUCGACCGCGGUCCCGAAGUCGCAGCCUUCGAGCUGAAAAACGUUCACGCCGUUCAAUCCUACAUCGAAGCCCACAACGUCCCCUGCGAAUGGCGCAGUGUGUCUGGAUGCCGUACCUUCUGGAAAGAAGACCUGAUCCAAGAAGCAGAAGAAGCGAUCAAAGAGCUUAAAGAAGCAGCCCCAGACAUCGGCAAAAUGGUCACAAUAAUCAAAGACGCCGCCGAACUAGCCAAACACCGCGUGCACCCCUCCUGCACCGGCGCAACCCUCACUGAAGGCGCUGCCAGCCUCUGGCCCUAUAAAUACGUUACUUUCAUCCUCGAGAAGCUCGUGAAAGAAGGCAUUUUAAACCUCCAAACCACUACUCCCGUCACCUCCAUUACCUCAACUCCUUCGACCUUCGCGUCCAACAACAACCCCCCAAAGCCCCUAUACACUCUCCAUACCCCCCGCGGCCCCAUCUCAACAACCACCCUCCUCCUCGCCACAAACGGCUACACUUCCUCCCUCCUCCCCUCCUUCGCCGACCUAAUCGUCCCCGUACGCGGCACCAUGUCCGCCCUGCUCCCCCCUCCCGCCGCCACCCUCCUCCCAAACUCGUACGGCAUGGUCGGCGCCCUCGACCAGCCCAAAACCGCCGACGACUACCUCGUCCAGCGGCCCUACUCCGGCGUCCCAAACCCCGCCGCCCACUACAUGUUCGGCGGCGGCCGCGGCGCCAGCUCGCUCCCCUGCAUCGGCGUCAGCGACGACUCGGUCCUCGACACCGGCGCCGCCGCAUACCUCCGCACCGCGCUGCCCAAAGUCCUCGAUCUCGGGCCGGACAGCAAGCCUGGCGAUGAGCUGGAGGCGGUGCAGCAGUGGACGGGGAUUAUGGGGUACUCACGCGACGACCACCCGUGGGUGGGCGCGGUGCCGGAUAUGCCCGGUGUGUGGCUGGCGGGGGGGUAUACGGGGCACGGGAUGCCGAAUGGGAGUCUGUGCGGGAAGGCGGUGGUGGGGAUGGCGUUGGCGGCGUUGGAAGGGAAGGGGGAGGGGGUUGGGGAGGCGAUGGUGGACAGGGGGGAGAUGCCGAGGGCGUAUUUGAUUAGUAAAGAGAGGAUUGAGCGGACGAGGAGGCUGCCGACGGUUGAGGUGCAGGAUCUGCAGGGAGGGUUUAGGGUGUAGAGAGGUGUAGAGGGUAAAGGGGAGAUGGUAGAUAGUAGAUGAGAAUUGGUAGAUAGGGGUUAGGAGGUACGCUUCGGGGCAUAGAUUGUGGUUUCGUCAGUACAUCUGUAACAUCUUCGCACAGCGCGCCCUACGUGCUCCCACUUUCCCUCGUGUUCUGCGUAAAGACUCCCCUUUCAAGUAUACUAAAGCGGGUGCUUGGCUAGUACAGAGCGUAUAUAGCGUAUUCAUUCGUAAACUGGCAGGUAAAUGGCGUGAACAAUCUACC
Mytilinidion resinicola is the source of this 1902-nucleotide messenger RNA. RefSeq names its product FAD dependent oxidoreductase-like protein. The record is from RefSeq and is a predicted model, not a curated record. NCBI's taxonomy places the organism in Eukaryota, Fungi, Ascomycota, Dothideomycetes, Mytilinidiales, Mytilinidiaceae. Bases 174 to 1634 code for a protein of 486 amino acids. Gene Ontology annotation, cellular component: cytoplasm. Gene Ontology annotation, molecular function: oxidoreductase activity. The transcript is spliced from 2 exons.